ACGGGACCUGUUGAAGGCCCAGCACCGCUCAUGUUCCACGCUGCUCUGUCAGCGGACACUCCCCCAUCUUGCCUCACACACCCUCCGCUCCGUCUAAAGACAGGCUGACUGCAGACCUGCCACAGGCUACUGAAACUGAGACAACUCUGCCGCCAAGGUGGCGAGAUUAUCUGUGAGAGAAAAUCAGAGGAGGGUACCAGAAACAAAAUAUCCUGCACACCCUCAUUAUCAACAUGGGGGCUGUCAUCUCACGGUGGAAGGCUAAACCAUCCACUGUGGAGAUUUUGGAAGGAAUCGAUAAGGAUAUACAGGUUCUUGAAGAAUACAGUGAGAAGUAUCAGAAGCAGUUGAAGACAUGGGUUUGGCGACUGCUUUUGUAUUCGUCUCUUCUCUACCUGACCACAUGUGUAGUUGUGUAUUUCUGGUACCUGCCUGAACAGGUGAUGGGGCGGCUCAUAUUGUGUCUUCCCUUUCUAAUAUUUCCUCUACUAAUUUGGUUACUUCGAAAAAUGCUUAUUUUUAUUUUUUCACGCAGAACUGAAAAAAAUAAUGACAAAUUAGAGGAUCUGAAAACACAAAAAAGGAAAAUACUUGAAGACGUUAUGGAAACUGAGACAUAUAAAAAUGCCAAAUUGAUUCUGGAGAGAUUUGAUCCAGAAUCUAAGAGGAAAAUGGAGCUUGAAUCCACUCCUAUUGGACUGCAGAUGACUCCAAAACCAGGACAAGAGCUCCGCCAUCGCAAUGUCAUGCCAAAGACCCCCUCAGUGGUGGUGAAUCCUGCUAGCGUAGCUGCUGCUGCCCGCCCUCCUCUUGCCUCUGGGCCCACCUAUCCUGGACGAUCUUCCCACUCUGCUCCAGGUGGACCCCCAGAGAGGAACCUGUCGGCUAUAGCUGCUCAGCAGAGCUUGAUGAGGAAGCCUGUGACCCCUGGAACACCUGUUCCAGGAAUCGGGAUGCACCCCCCCGGCCCACCCCUGGCCAGACCUGUGCUCCCCAGGGAAAGGGGCGCGAUGGACAGAGUCAUAGAGUAUCUUGUUGGAGAUGGCCCGCAGAACAGAUACGCUCUCAUCUGUCAGCAGUGUCUGUCUCAUAACGGCAUGGCAUUAAAAGAGGAAUUUGAAUACGUUGCCUUCAGAUGUGCGUAUUGUUAUUUCUUGAACCCGGCAAGAAAGAUGAGGCCUCAGGCACCCAGACUCCCUGAGGUCACCCAUGAUCUGAAGCUGUCAUCUGAGGGACUUGCACCAUCACCUGGAACUGACGAAGAGGAUGACCAAUCUGUUUUAGGGAAAACCAAUCUUGCUGAUGUGUCUGCUGAAACAGACACCCAAGAGCCAGGCACACCCACAACCACAGAGCCCAGCUCUGCGUCAGAGGGCCAAACCACCCCGGAGUCACAAGAUCUGCCCUCAGAGAAAUCUGAUGGAGAGCAGGAUGUGUCUGCCAUGGAAGUGGAAUAAAACAGUUGAGUAGUGAUUUCAACAGCCAGGCUAGAACUUUUAUUUCCUCUUUUAUUUCCUCUUUGAGUAAUUGUGAUAACAUUUAAGUUGUAAGUAAAUGCCUUGAGUUGGAAUUACACAGUAAACAAGUGAGCAGCCGGUGUGAUUUUCAACUUACAGUACAGAAUGUCCUUUCUUUUGAGAAUUGCUUUUAUAGCUCUAGCAUUGGCAAUGAAUUGAAUAUUUGUAUAGCAGUAGCAUUUGGUAGCCAGACAAACCACCAUAACAGUAUGUUGCCAUGUCCAGCCCAUUUUCAUUACAUCAUUUUGAGAGCGAUAUGGAUUAUGUUUGUUAAUUUUUCUGUGUUUGAUGUUGUGUAGGAAAAGUCUUUCUCCAUGUUUUCUUUAUGUUCCAUAUUAUAUUUGUUUUGCUUGACAUUAUUCUGACUUAAUUGGACACCGCAGAAACAAAACAUGAAAUAUUUUGUGGGGGAAAAAUACAUUUUUAUUUAUGGGAAAUUAUUUAUAAAUAUUUUUCUACAAUGCUGUGCCUUUCAUGACGGUGUUGACUGAGGUCAUCUGCAGCACGGUGGUGCGAACAUGUUUACACAACCCUGGUACCAUAAUAGGAAUGUACAUACACUAUGUAUUUAUUGCUAAAAGGGAGGAAAGGAGAUUUCUGUCAGUACUGUGCACCUGCCCCAAAGUGCCUUUUAUAAGUCUCUGCCUCAGAGUAUUGUCGAUAAAAACGUACUCACAUAUAGAGAAAAAAGUCAUUUUGCUGUUUACAGACUGUUUGCUGAAUGUCUGAAUCCCUCUUCUGUAUAAAAAUACUAAAUAAACUUGAGAAUAUCUGCGAUAUGUGUUUUUAAUAUAGAUUAUAUAUUAUAGAGAGAUGAGGAUGGAUGAGAAA
Molecule: messenger RNA, 2348 nt
Organism: Acanthopagrus latus (yellowfin seabream)
Lineage: Eukaryota; Metazoa; Chordata; Actinopteri; Spariformes; Sparidae
Gene: lnpka
Product: limb and neural patterns a
Exons: 13
Coding region: 234-1457 (407 amino acids)
Biological process (GO): endoplasmic reticulum tubular network organization
Cellular component (GO): endoplasmic reticulum tubular network
Source: RefSeq, a predicted model, not a curated record